UAGUCUUGAAGGAAAAAAAGAAAAACAGAAAACGAACCUGUUUUUACUCGACUGUCGUUGGCUACAGUCUUUGAGCAGAUUCAGAAGAAAAAAAAGAGUUUUCUUCUCAUCGCAGAGAACCAUAACUAGUUUCAUUUCCUAAUCGGGUAAUGAAUAGAGUAGAUGGAAACCCUUCAACUGAAAAAAGCAACCCAAUUUCGACGAAACCAUCAUCUAAUUCAAUCCCUGGACAAGGAUAAUGUUGUGGUUGUUAUUUGAACCUGUUUGUGUUCUUUCCAACUAAUUAAUUUAGAACUUGUAGGAGAAUAAAAAUAAUUCAGCAACAUUAGUUGGCAAUAUGUUGACACCUGGAUUGUCAUUUUUUGGUAUUGGGGGUUCAAACAAGGUUAAGAAUUCGUCAGAGGAAAAAAGCGAACUUGCACCAACAAUCAAACUACAAACAGAUAAAGAUGUUUAUAGGCCUGGUGAUUCCUUUUUUGUUACUAUUGAGAUAACCAACCCCAGUAAUGGCACCUCAGAGAGUGGUCUAUGUUCACUCUUAAUUGAAAAGCUUGGGUUUGAGAUUAAAGGUAUUGAGAAAUUGGAUCCUCAGUGGUUUUCUACUCAGAAGCCGUUGCCUGGAUCUAGACAGCGGAGAGGUGAACAUGUUUUUAUGGACUGCUCAACAUCAUCAAUGGUUUCUAAUCAGAUUUUGUCCUCUGGGGCCACAAAAACAUAUGUGUUGCGAACUGUGCUGCCUAGCAUUAUACCACCAUCUUAUCGUGGUGCUACCAUUCGGUAUCUUUACUAUUUUAAGGGUACAUUAUCUGGACGAUGGCUUAUAUUGGAGAAUGGCCACUCUCACACUGAGUCAUCAAAAGAUGUCAUUGAACUGGAAGCUCGUGUUCCAUUGCAAGUAUGGGCAACUCAAAAGAGCAAUGGCCUGCUAAUGGAAGAAGGGAUUGUUCCUGCUACAACCCUCCAACUGGAUGUAUACUGGAAAGCAAUGGAUGGAGAUUCUGAAUGGGCUAGAGCAAACUAUAUAGACAAUGGAGUUGAGGAAGGUUAUGACAGUUCCAGAGAUGAAAUCUCAUCUGUUUCUUCCUACAAUCCUACUAAAGAAAGCAUACACAAGACCUUUGGAAGUUCCUUGUCCUUGCAAUCAUUUGGAGCUAGGUCUUCAAAUGUGGAUGCUUCACAUAUUGAAGGAGGACGUACAAGUUUAUCAAUUCUAGCACCUCCUCGGCUAUCUGUGGCUGAGGUUCUAUAUGCUUCUGGUGCAGAUGUUUCAUCACCUGACAAGUCAGCAUCUAUCAUCUCUUCAAGCCAGCAGCAAAAGAUUGUGAAACCUCAUUCUGAAGAUAGUAUUGUUGGGGAACCCUCUCCACGUGGCGUAGGAAUCAGCGAACCAGCAACAUCAGAAGGCUUUAUUCGAGGAAAGUCUUACAACAUCAGGAUGGAUGAUCAAGUUCUGUUGAGAUUUUCCCCAAAGAAUUCUGACUCUACUUAUUACUUCAGUGACAUGAUUGGCGGAACUCUUACUUUUUUCCAUGAAGAAGGAUCAAGGAGAUGCCUUGAGGUCUCAAUAACACUGGAAACUUCAGAGACCAUAAAUAGGCGUUUUGUUCAUCCUUCUCGCAGGAAUUCCCCAACAAUCACAAGGGUUCAGAGUGAUCAUCAUGAGGUUGUUGCAGAUUUGGUGCAGACCAGCUUUCUUUUUUCUGUACCCACGGAUGGGCCCAUGUCCUUUUCUACUCCACAUGUCUCUGUGCAAUGGGUUCUACGAUUCGAAUUUUUUACCACACCAAAGAAUGUGGACUGGACAAGAUAUGAGCAUCCUCUUCUGGUAGAGGGUAGAGACAAGAGUGACUGGGUUCUCCCCAUAACUGUGCAUGCACCUCCGCCUGGUACUCUAGGAGCGCAUACCCGAGAUGAGAAGCAUUUCUCUUUGGAACCUUUGUGGGUUCGUACUUGAAGGUUUAGGAACUGAUCGUAAAGCAAAAUGAAUGGAAUCCAUCUUGGGGUUUUAUGGCUUAUGAAGAGGAGCCAAGAGUAGCUGGCUUAGCUUCAUUUCCAUUUAAAGGUAAUCUUGCCUUAUUAGCUUAAGCAAAGUCAUCUAAAGAAGAUGUGCAAAUGCUGAGGAAAAAAGGGAUGUCUCCCCAUAUUGGGUCUUAAAACUGCAAGAAGUGCUGACCCAACUUUAAAUUUUGUCACCUAAUAUUGGGAGUAAAUCGGCCUAAGCACAAAUGAUCUUUUAGCACUUGAGCUAUGCAAGUAUGACUGGUAAGAUAUGCAGCAGAAAAUGUAAUCAGUAAAAUUGAUAAUCACUACUGAAUUAAUAGUCAUAAAUCAUGAUGAUUCCAUUAGAAGUUAUUUCUAAAGAUGUAUCGACAACUUUUAUUGGAGGAUUAAGUUACAGUCAGGUGCUGCCUCGUUUUUCAAUGGAUGGAAUUAGAUCUCGUGUUUGUGCACA
Hevea brasiliensis (rubber tree) is the source of this 2452-nucleotide messenger RNA. RefSeq lists its product as uncharacterized. Bases 338 to 1954 code for a protein of 538 amino acids. Gene Ontology annotation, biological process: retrograde transport, endosome to Golgi. Gene Ontology annotation, cellular component: Golgi membrane; Ric1-Rgp1 guanyl-nucleotide exchange factor complex. The transcript has 14 exons. The record is from RefSeq and is a predicted model, not a curated record. Lineage: Eukaryota; Viridiplantae; Streptophyta; Magnoliopsida; Malpighiales; Euphorbiaceae.